AGCACGGCCGACGCGACGACGCGCCGCCGCUCCCCCGCCCCUUAUACCAAUAGAGUAAUAACCUAGCUACCUGGCGAGCCAGCCGCACUGCAUGUGCUCGCUGCGCGCCCCCUGUACCAUAGCGGAGGACCCGUCGCGGCUCGCAGAAGAGCCCGCUGUCCCCAACAUACCUAACUCCCCAAGCUCUGAGGUUUUUCUCUGGUGCCCGAUCGUCGACGUAGAAACAGUCCUAAUCGCGGUAAGAAGGGUAUUACUGCGUAGCGCCUCGACGCAUUACGCGUGUGCCUACCUACCUACCUACCUACCUACCUCUUACGCAGCGCGGAGGAGCCUGGGACUCAGUCGAGACAGAGGGCCGAGUACCUCCGCAGCGUUCUACGGGUUAGAUAUCAUGCGUGCGUCCCGUCCCCGUGGUAGGGAUGCGGGAGCACGUUGCCUAGCACGUAAGCGAGGAGGUAGAAGAGGCAGAGACAUCAGGACUCCGUACGCACCUCCGAAGCAGUCAACACAUCUCAGGUCUAGCAUUUGUCCCCCCAUCUAUCUUGUCAGAAUCGUCAAUUUCUAUGUAACAAGUACGAAAACGCCGAGGCGCGCGCGCCGCGGAACGGGCAGUCGAGUUCGCCGAUACCCUGCGGCAACGCGUGCGAAUCAACCAGAAAGCAAAUCCCCGCGUGGCCCCUCCGACCGCCGAGGCAACAAACGUGCACUCCCUAAACGCCAGCCGUGAGGCUACAUCAUCUUAUAGUCCCUUCUAUGUAGGAAUGAAACAUAUAUGCGGGAUGCGAUGUGCGAAACAAAGGCCGGAUGCCCUGAAAUCAACCUGAACGCCGACAAUGUCUGAUGAUUCCUGACCUGUGCCGUAAUAGGCCUCAUCAUGUAACAUAACGUAACGUGACAGUAACAGUAACAGAGACAGUAACAGUAACAGUAGUAAUAGAGUAACCCCGAGAAGUCGCGACGGGACC
This is a messenger RNA of Durotheca rogersii, 965 nucleotides long. RefSeq lists its product as uncharacterized. NCBI's taxonomy places the organism in Eukaryota, Fungi, Ascomycota, Sordariomycetes, Xylariales, Xylariaceae. The transcript has 2 exons. Bases 92 to 727 code for a protein of 211 amino acids. The record is from RefSeq and is a predicted model, not a curated record.